AUGGUGCAAUGCAAAAAACAUAUAACUAAAUCCUUUUGUUUUGGUCUGAGGACUGAUCAAUCCUCAAGCAGUGAAAACAAUGACAGCAACGGUGAUGAUUAUUCUUCCUCGGAUGACUCGGAUGGCUCCGAUGAUCCUGAAUGUGUUCAAGAAAUUGCAUUGUCGCUACAAAGAUUUCAAUCUUUGCAUGCAAACGACCAUGGGCCUGCCACUAAAAGCUCUUAUGCGAAGAGCGGGAUGUCAAAGUCCAGGUGCAAGGACGCCUUGAAGCAUCCACCUUGCAAGUGCAAGUGCACCCUACCCCUCAGGAUCUUGGUCGCGCUUUGCCAGGCUUUUUGGGCCCUAUCAAAGCUGUGUCAGGAUUCCUUACUGUGGUCCAUACAGUUGGAGGGUGGCCCUGGAUUGAGGAAGAAGUGGACAUUGGGUGGGUACCACAUCUGCCGUGAGUCCUGGCUGUACUUCCUGGGCAUUGGAAAGCAACGUGUUACUCGAUGCAAACGGAAGUUUCAUGGCAAGGAUCUUCGUAGCCUCAAUGGUUCCGGAGGACCAUUGUCACGCCCAUCCGUGAAGGCAGCUUCUGUAGAGGCUUUUUUUGUUCACAUAUACUUCAGCGCUGGGGAAACUGUAGCUGAGUUGGGCACGCCGCAAACUAUGGUGGAGUCCUCGAACAAGGAGCUUCGCCAGGAUCUCCUGGAGCGUCUCAUCGACGCCAAAUUGACAGGACCUACACUACAAUUAUCCUUCCAGUGCAAUCCACAGCUGCUGCCAAUGAAGAGAUUACCCCAUGGAAACUGGGCGAAUCUUUACUUAAUGUACAGAUCCUAUGUGGAAUCAUCCAGUGGUCUGGAAAGCACUGCAGGGAGAUCCUUGUUCUACGAUGUAGCAAGAAAGUGGAAGGUAUGCUUACGGUUUCACAAACCUUCUGUCCAUUCGAUUUGCACUACGUGCUCAACCAUCAAGGCCCGCUUGGCGGAUGCCACUGACUUUAGUCAACAAGCGCAGCUAUCAGCACAGCUGCUCCACCACUACGCGGCCCAGUGGCGCGACCGCCAGGUUUACUGGCUCUGUCGCACAAGAAGCCGGACGGAGCGCGAUAUACUCUGUCAUAUCAUUGACACUUUUGAUCACUCAAAACUGGUCUUGCCGCGCUUUCCCGGAAAACGGUCUCCUAAGUCUUCGAUCUACGACACUUUGAAGCGCACUCAGCUCACGCUAACAUGCAGCAUCUGUCAUGGCUAUGGCAUUUACUUUUUCUUGGCAGAUGAGGGGGCUUGUGGAGGGGCCAAUUGGGCCAUACAGGUCGCCAUGAGAUCCAUUGACCUCGCAUGGCAAUUUGCACGACGGCAAGGGCUAAGCUUUCCCCAAGAGUACUGGCAACAAGGUGACAAUGCAUGCAAAGAGAUCCGCAAUGCCCCGAUGCACAAACUGUUUUGCCUUCUAUGUCAAGAAGGCUACUUCAACCAGCGCACAGGGGCACAUUUGGAAGUCGGGCACACACAUGAGGACAUAGAUGCUGCCCUGUCUGUUGUCACCGCAGCUUUGAAUGCCUGCAGCGACUUGCAAACGCCUCGGGACAUACAAAGGACUGUUUUAUGGUUUCUUGCAUUUUGUUUGCCUCAGCUUGUUUUCAGAGAUAGUUUGCGGUCACCUCCAGGGCCUUGGAAAACCCUCAUGCCGUCCAGUGUCCAAACUUACAAUGCCUAUAAAGGCAGAAAGCAACAGCCAGGACAACCAGAGCAAAAGGUCCCUCAGCAGUUCACGUUCAUCAAAAGAAGAGAUAUGCCUGGGCUUGGUCAUCUCAUGCCGACAGAGGAAAGGCUCCCAGUGAGGCUGCGCAAUCGUGGUGAGGUCAAUGACAUCUUCGCUCUCUGCAAGCAGCGCAUGGCGGAUGACUAUCUGUGUCAGGAACCACUACUUGUCUUCCCACACGGACUUCACGGGGCGACUACCCACUUUUGGUCACGGCUCCGCAAUCCUGACUCCGUGCUGCCAACGAUCCAACCUAGCAUUGAUGACGGGCGGCGUGGAGAGCUUGACACCCUGGGGAAGCAGAUUGUGACUGACUACCCGCAUCUUGCUCGCAGAGGAGUCUACUACCAAAAGUUGGUGGACCAGCUGUGGGACAAAGAUCCUCCAGCUCGCUUUCAAUUUAUUGAUGCUGGGCCAACAGCUGAUCACAGAUAUGGAGAGGUGGUCAAGAACUUGAUUACGGACCGCUUUGUUUCCACAGAUCGGCCUACUUUGAGCUUGAUUCCCCAAGACACGCUCACAGAAUUUUGGCUACCGCUCCAUCUCUUCGACAUUGGACCUGAUGCCAAGAAUGGCUUCUAUCCACAGAACAGCCAAUUCGUGAAGUUCUUCCGUGAGUUCCUGGCUGGAUAUGUGCCCCGUGAAGUUGUUGAGGAAUGGACAGAGGAUAAGGAGCUGCAAGACCCAGAUGUGCUGGCAAUGCUGCAAUCCUAUCGGUGGGUGCGUUGGAGUACAGUGCGUAUGGACUCGCCGCAGUACGCCUGCAAACCUGUCUUCCGCAAGAUUCUCGAGGAUUUCUCCAGACUGGUGGGGCGUGAUGCGACUACGAAAGCCAAGAAAAACGCACAGCUCACGGAGCAGCAACAUCAGCUCCUCUUCGAUGUGUGCGCGUUGUGGCUGCACCUGCUGCCGCUCAUGAAGGCCGAGUUCCCUGAUAGUGUGGUGGAGCAGCACCAUGAGCUCUUUAUGAAGGGGUCGCUGGAUGGUGACUUGCAGACAGUGAUGAAGGCAGCGGAUGAAGAUUUUGAUUGGAAGAGGAUCAAUUUCAUCCUCGAGGUUCGGGGAUCCACCAUGGAGAGCUUCAUCAAUGAGGCUCAAGAUCGCCAGCGGAGCGCACUGAGCAAGUCCCUCCAAGCAGCCUUUGCAGCGUGGCAUGAACAACUACAGCAUGAUCAAAUUCAGUUUGAGCAGGUGCAGAUUCUGCAAGAGAAAUCACAAGCCAAGCAACGAGCAAAGCUUCUUCGGCAAUUGGAGGACCAGCAUACAAAAGCUUGGCAAGCCGUUCAAGACUAUAUGUCGACGACUUUGAAGAUCUUUGCAGGAAAGGCCAGCGACGCUGUCACACAGGUCAUGCCCAUGCUGACAGAUUGGGUGGAGACCUCCCUUCAGGAAAUGGCGGAGGUUCGGGAACCCGACGACCAUGCUGUUGUGGUGUGGGUGAACUUGCCCACUGCAGGGAUCUUGGGGGUCCACAAACGUGAAUGGGUUGUGACCUACCUGGCCAAUGUCCUCCAGAAGUUCAAGAGGAAUGGAGUUGCAGUGCUGGUUCACUCCAAUCGCGCAUCGAGGGAUGGUGACAAGAUUGCAAAAGAUGAAGAUGAUGAGAAAGUGAAAACGGAGAAGAAAGAAGAAGACAACGAUGAUGAUGACGACAAAUCAUGCGACAGCGAGGGCCAGGUAGAGGAGGCUGAAGUUCGCAAUGUCCGAUAUCAGUUGGAGAAGUCACUCUCCAUGAAGGAGUUGAAUCUGUCCAUCAGGCCACUGACCUUUGUAUUCGACCAGGCCACUGUUUAUGGACGGAGAGAUGGAACCCUUCAUGGGCUUUUGAUUGCCUCGAAAGAGAAGGUGAACAUGUUCCGGAAUUCGAAGGCUUGGAAAACAGGGGUGGUGCACGACGUGAGGAUGGCCCCACGUGCGGAAAUGUGGAAGCCCGAAGAGAAUUCCGAAGCCAACCUGCGAGUUUUGUGCGGAACAGUUGUUCUCGACGUUGUGGCCGACGACUUGUCCAACAGGAUUGGAAAUGACAUAUACCAUGCAGCAAGAAGUGGAUCAAUCAAGCUCACAGGCUUCCCCGACUUCGCACCGGUGCUGUCAGCACUCAAAACUGUGGCAGACACCCAAGUGGAAAAGAGCUACAAGGUCUGUGCCCCCAUCGGGUCAAAUUUGGCAGUGCUGCAAGUGUAUGCGCAAAAGUGGCUCGAUGAUGAUCUGACCGCUGAGAGGGCAAACCAAAUAAUUACAGAGCAUAACGAGAAGUUCAACCCGAGUGGAGAAUUUGUGCAACCAGAAGGCACCCAAAGGACUUCUAGCUUUCAACUCGGGUCUGAAGAGCUGCCUGCAAAGAAGAUCAAAAUUGAGGAUGCAGACAAUUGCACUGAGCAAACAAUCUCAAGUCUUGUGAACCCGCAAAAGUUCAACAUCAACAACACAGUGGAAUUGCUGACAUCCGGUGAUGGAUCGGCCAUAUAUUUGGCGGCAAAGGGCAAAAACAAUUUCAUUGCACAUCGGGAGAUGUUUUCCUUUGGAAGUGGUGAGUGGCGAUCCGGAAGUGAAGCGACUGAAGUGAUGCAAGAUGCAGGUGGCCGCUGGUUCAAGUUUGUGGCUUCCUUCGACACCAUUGUGGUGCUUGAGCGCAAGGACCUUCCAGAGCAUUUAUUACAAUGCCCAUCGAUCGAUCGACCAGUGAUGCUGCGAAAGAUGUUGCAGCAGCUAGAGGACGUGGGAGAGGUGAAUGUGAAGGUGUUUCAACACACCAUGUCUUCUGGAGAGCAAGCUACUUGGACCUGUGACAAGCCACUUUGCUUCCUGCUCGACGAGCGCAAGGAUCAGGAAGAGAACAAGAAAGGCCGCAAGGGCAAGAAAAAGAAAGACAACAAUCCUACAUUCAAGAACUUUGGCAGCCGCGUGAAUGUGAGCAAGCUGAAGGGGACCUCAAAGCUUAUCAUUGGCUGGCGAAUCAGGCACGACACCACCAUCAGCAAAGGCCGUCCUCCCCCCAAGAGUUACGGAUUCCUCAGAAUCAUCACCUGGGGGCGCUACAGAGAAUCCUUCAUCAAAGAAGAGGCAUUGCCCUUUUCCCACAUGAUUGAAGAUGCCCCGACCAAGUCUGAGGAGGAGAAAGAACUUUUGAGGUCGCAGGUUUAUGAUGUUCCUCACCAUUUGGAACCUAUGCUGGUGGGAGACACCCCAGAAACCAUGAUCGACACCCCGGUUCGGCGCAGCCCUGACAACCAGCUUGGCUUAAGCAGUGCAGAAAGCAAGCCUGAAUUGCGCCGAUCGAACGCCGACAACGACUUGGCUGGCCUCUUUGAGGAAGAUGAGGUUAUUGAGACGCUGGAUUCAGCUGCCCCUUGGGCAUAUGAUGACACUCCGACGGACCUUGAGGACUGUGAUGAGCCAAGCUCUGGUGAGCCACCGCUGCCAAGCUCCAGCGAGUUGGAUGAACCGCUGCCUCAAGCGAUGCUGCAGCAUUUCAGCCGUUGGCGCGGUGCAGAUCAAUGCCAAGCCCGGGACAUGUGGGGAGUCCAAUUGCCCAAACGUUUCGGCCCGUACAGAGUGAAGAAGUCCGUGUGGGGGCGCUGUGGGCGUGUGGCGCGUGCACGCCGCCCGAAGUGUGACUGGAGAGACAUCGCCAAGGCCAUGACCGUUGCAGACCGCGGCCAGUGGUCAGAGGUGCCGACCGCCGGCGCAGUGCCCUCACAACGGCAGUCCUUAGCGCUGUGUGGGGCCACUGCACGGAGCGAGAAGGUGAUCCUCUUUGGAGGCAACACGUCCCGACGUGUGGCGGGCAGCUGGGAGCCCUCACGAACGUUGUGCUUGGUGGACUUGCCGAAUGAGCAUGGCAGUAGUGUCCACUUCACCUCCAUCGACACCAAAGAGCCCUGGCCAACUGCUCGCUGGGGCUCCACCUUGACGCAGACCACCACGGGCGCCCUUCUCUGGGGCGGGUGGAGCAGACAUGGCAAUUCUCAACCUUGGAUGCUCCGAUUCCGAGAAGCCUGCCCCGACUGGACCGAGUUGCCCAACACCACCGGCCCAUGGGCAACAGCCUUCCACACGGCCACAGGCCUUGAAGACGGCAAACGUGUUGCGAUUGUGGGUGGGCUUGGAGAUGGCAGCUCACACGAUGGUGUUUGGACCUUCCACGCCGACACCGGUCGUUGGACUCACUGCUCCGGUGGCCCGGCGCCCGCGGGGCACGUGGCGGCGCUGGAUGCGGACGGGCAGCGGCUGCUGCUGAGCUUUGGGGUCCGGCGCUCACCGGAUUCUUUGAAUGGCGACAGCUUCUUGGAGACGAUGAAUGUCUUUGACCUCAGGAUGAACCGCUGGGACGACCUUUGGAAGGAGCGAGACAAGGUGCAAGUGAACAAACCUUGUGCACGGCGGAAUCCGGCUGGUGCGAGCAUCGGUCGAUACUUCAUCAUCUCGGGUGAAGAAGACUUUUCCACGUUGAACGAUACCUGGGCCUUUGACAUGCGACGGGGCACCUGGAAGUUGCUGGACCUGAACCACGCGCCUCCGGUCGAAGGGCACAAGGCGAUCGCCAGUGGUUUGGACCUUUUCACCUUUGGUGGCCACCGGCUGCGACACUUCGAAGGGCCACACGUGUCUGUGCACAAGCUGGCCUUAUGUCAAGGUAGGGCAAAUAGUUUUAGGGUAACAACUGUAACAACUUGGGACACCCCUUUUGCUUGA
Molecule: messenger RNA, 6444 nt
Organism: Durusdinium trenchii
Lineage: Eukaryota; Dinophyceae; Suessiales; Symbiodiniaceae
Source: the annotation of a GenBank genome assembly